Molecule: messenger RNA, 189 nt
Organism: Ambispora leptoticha
Lineage: Eukaryota; Fungi; Glomeromycota; Glomeromycetes; Archaeosporales; Ambisporaceae
Source: the annotation of a GenBank genome assembly
AUGAACUUUACACUAAACCUUGACCACAUUUGCUCCUUCUGUCAAUGCACUAAAGUAAACGAGUUCGGGCAUGAAUAUUCACUAUUACAGAAUAGCAGAGAACUGGAAGCGCAUCGUGGCCACUGUGAGGUUAUGGGUCGAGUAGCCUCCUUUGAACGUCCUUCUACUGUCUAUCUUAUAUGGAGUUGA